CAUACGAGGGGCGCAGAAAGAAGUGGCAACUACGGCGGGAUCUGCAGAGCUGAGCCAGGUGGAGUACCACCACCUGAACUCAGGAAGAAAAUUCUGAUGUAGCGACAUGGCAGACUGGGCUGGCUGAGAGGUCGAGCCCGCUCACACCGACCGCCUACGACCAAUGUUCCCGGAUGCACUGGAGUCCAGCGCCUGCCCCUUCGCCAUUAACACCCUGUAGGCAUUAUUAGGUACUCGAGCAGUAGGUUAGCAGUGCUUUAGAACCCAGGCGGCCACGUGUUCUCCCGCGGGUGCGCAGGAAGCCCAAGUGAUGGCUUUGCCGGCUGAACGCUGCGGGCACCUAAAUCCUUGUAAUCCGUCCCUUCCCCGAAAACAGCGCCCGAUCCUCUGUACUGUCACGCGGAAGGCGAUCUUUCUGAAGGACUUGAAGGUCAUCCCCGGGGCAGCAGCUGCCAAUAUCAUCCUUGUCAGAACCUCACUGCCCGUAUUGGGAAAAUGCAGAUUGAACCUGGCUCCGUGGGGCCUAAGGGUGUGCUGGGCACCGGGAAGCGAGUCCCGGGGGCCUUGACUGGGCAGUCACCACCGCGGGAAACACUCCUUUGGACACCUUUUCGGGAAAUUAUUUGAGUAAAGUCAGGUGGUCUGUCACGUGAAUGGUUAAAAGUUGUUACCUUGCAGAAGAAGUGGGAGGGGGCGGGGAGGAAGAACUGGCUUUUGGAGCUUGGCUGGAAACUACAAAACCGAGCUUCUUGGGAAUUCCUUUUAGUCUAACAGGAAGUGGAGCGUCACCAAAUAGGAGGGGUGGCCACUCAGUACCUGUCCCCUGCUUCAGGCGCUCACUUUGCGGGCGGCCGUUUCCCAGGUUAUCAAUCCAACGAAUGAUGCACGCUGCUUGGUUUCGGAAAAAGGAAAAAACAAAAAUGAGCAAGCGAGACGCCCCUUCCGUUUAUGCUAACCAAGCUACAAGCAAAUAAAUCGGUGGCCCCACUGCAAUUUUCUGCACUCGAGGUUAACUGCAUAUUCUAUGGGAGACCUGUGAUUAAAGACUGAGAAAUGAAAGCAGAGAGCAUGAAGGGGCAAGAUUUCCUCUCCCACCAUGGUUUCUCGUUUCCAGCAAUAACCAGCAAGAAUGGGAAGGAUGCCAUCUCUCAUCCUCGGUCAUCUACCCUCACCCUAUUUUAGACCCAUGAUUUUUUAGUAGUGCCAAGAGAGCUUAUGCCUAUCAAUCACUGAAGCCAUAAAAAGUUUUCUGAAAAGUUAAUCACACAAUGAGGUGUUGCCCCCUCUGCAAACUUCCUGGGAGAGUAAUGGGGAUUCGAGUGCUUCGUUUUUCUUUGGUGAUCAUCCUUGUGCUACUACUGGUAGCUGGGGCUUUAACCAAUUUACUUCCCAAUGUCAAAGAAGACAAGAUGCUCACUUUGCGCAGGGAGGUAAAAUCCCAGGGCAAGUUCACUCUGGAUUCUUUCACUCUCAUCAUGCAGACGUACAAUAGAACAGAUCUCUUGUUGAGACUUCUAAACCACUAUCAGGCAGUACCACAUCUGCACAAAGUAAUUGUGGUAUGGAACAAUGUCGGGGAGAAGGGACCAGAUGAGUUAUGGAAUUCUCUUGGACCUCAUCCUGUUCCUGUGAUCUUCAAACUACAAACCACAAACAGGAUGAGAAAUCGACUCCAAGCCUUUCCUGAGGUGGAAACCAAUGCGGUAUUAAUGGUAGACGAUGACACACUCAUUAGUGCCCAGGACCUUGUUUUUGCUUUCUCUGUUUGGCAGCAAUUCCCUGAUCAAAUUGUAGGAUUCGUUCCUAGAAAGCAUGUCUCUACUUUAUCAGGUAUCUAUAGUUAUGGAGGUUUUGAACUACAAACACCAGGGUUUGGAAAUGGUGACCAGUACUCCAUGGUGCUGAUUGGAGCCUCGUUCUUCAAUAGUAAAUAUCUUGAACUCUUUCAGAGACAACCUGCAACUGUCUAUGCUUUGAUAGAUGAAACUCAAAACUGUGAUGAUAUUGCCAUGAAUUUUAUCAUUGCCAAGCACAUUGGGAAGACUUCAGGGAUAUUUGUGAAACCUGUAAACAUGGGUAAUUUGGAAAAAGAAACCAAUGGUGGCUAUUCUGGAAUGUGGCAUCGAGCUGAGCACUUUCUGCAGAGGUCUUAUUGUAUAAAUAAGCUUGUUAGUAUCUAUGAUGGCAUGCCCUUAAAAUACUCCAACAUUAUGAUUUCCCAGUUUGGUUUCCCAUAUGCCAACCACAAAAGUAAAAUGUGAAAGUAAAACACAAACAAACCUGAAAACUGCUUGGUAUUUGAGUAACUUCUCCAUGCUAUGUAUUUUUGUUCUUAAGCAACAUCAUGAAUUUUUUUCUUUUCUAGAAGUCUCUACAAUAGAAAAAAAUAUGCAGCACUUCUAGAAUAUAAAAUUCACAUUAACUUCAAAAACCAAGAAGCUAGUUUAUCUACCUAGGUCUUUUCAUGAAGAGUUUUCAUCCAAGGUUGUAAUGCCUUGGUUAACAGUUUUAUUGUUUACAUCUCAAGACUGUUUAUAAUUGCUUUGAUUCCUGGCAUUUGCCUUAACGACCUAUAGCAAGCUGUUUCCAGAAUUGGAAACUCAAGAAAGGCAUUUCUCAGCUUUUUCACUAAGGCUGAUUGUUUUAAUUUGAAGCCUGAAAUGCCUCUUUAGGAAAAGCCUGCAGUAUAAGGAAAAGCCAUGUGAGGAGAGAAUUUUCAAUCCCUUAUGAAAACACAGAAAAGAUGACCCUUCCAGAGUUAGCUCUGCCCAGCAUGGUUUGGAUGCAACAUUCUGUGUUGUUGUUUUUAUUGCUAAGUCUGCUGUGACUGGGAGCAUAAGUUUUAGUAACUAAAGGAUGUCUAGUUGUUUGCUUGAUUUUUGUGAGUCACUGCAUGGAUCACCCAAAAAUGCAGCCUGUGUUUCUUAUAUGCAACUUAAGUGCAGCAAGGAGUAAAUGUGUUACUGCAUUUUGUGACUGAAUCUGAUUUGAAGAAUGUACAUUAAUUCUUAUACUUUACAUGAAGUAUGUUUAAAAAACGUGUAAAAUAACUUGGAAGAAUGAGUAAGGAACUAGCAGAAGUGAAAAUCCUCAAUAUCAAAAGAUUUUUAUUAUUAAAGUGUGGGUUAUCUUAUGAAUACUAAAUAGCUGUAAGUAUUACAUACAAAUGCUUGCAUUCAGAACUUUUUUUCCUUUGAAUAAGAUCCAAGGCACUAUUCAUCAUGAUGAAAUUUCAAUUGCAUAGAUAUAAGAAAAAAUGAGAACUGAGUCAUAGCAGAAAUUCUAUAGGGAGUCCACAUCAGUUUAUUGUUAAGAUUGCCCACUCUGUUCUGUGAAUCAAUGUCUAUGUCCCACCCAGUCUAUGAUUAGUUGUUCACCACUACUGACAAGGGGUACUUAAUUAGGCCUCCAUCACUUUUUCUUCCUCCUCCUUCUCACCCUCCUCCUCUUCUACCACACUGCCUUCUCAACACAAUGCCUGUAUACUCUCAAAGUUGCAAGUAUAGUAAAAUAAUCAUGUUAAUGUUCCAACAUUGAGGUCAUUGUGCAGUUAGUUCAUUAUAUGUUUUGUUUUGUUUUGUUUUGUUUGUUUGUUUUUACCCUGGAGUGUAUACAUGUCAAUGUGGUCAGGCUAAAAAACAUUGUUUUGAAACCUCACUAAAAAUCAGUAAUGUCAAUCAUCUGCUUUCCCCAACCCUGUCCAAUACCUUUUUGCCUUCUGUCAGAUAAAUAAAUAAACUUUAACCCUCAGUGUUUGUAUGUUGAUUAAGCAGA
Messenger RNA from Sciurus carolinensis (gray squirrel), 3774 nucleotides. RefSeq names its product exostosin like glycosyltransferase 2 (gene Extl2). The transcript is spliced from 7 exons. The record is from RefSeq and is a predicted model, not a curated record. Gene Ontology annotation, cellular component: membrane. Gene Ontology annotation, molecular function: glycosyltransferase activity. Lineage: Eukaryota; Metazoa; Chordata; Mammalia; Rodentia; Sciuridae. Bases 1269 to 2261 code for a protein of 330 amino acids.